AUGUCUGAAGCCAUCCAAACGCACGAGACACCAGCCCCAAGGUACACCGAAAACGACGAGAACGGCUUCGCCGCCCGCCUCGAAUCAUUCCAGAAGACCCACCCGGACUACCCAAUCAUCCCAGUCACAAAAUACCCCAGCACCCCAGAGCUAUUCAAAAACCGCCUUCCCAGCCUCUCAAGCACGACAGAGUCAUGGCAGUCCGCCGGGAGCGACGCGCACGGCCUCCAAGCCGACAUAGUCACCGCCCUCUUCGCAAGCAUCUCCGCCGCGGACACAGCCGCAGCCGCCCACCUCAUAACCCAAGGCCUAAUCUCCCCGGACUGCCCCAAAGCAACCGGCGAGACCGCACUGCUGGCAUCCGUCCGCGCCCGCAGCGCCGCGACGGCGCGCGCCCUGCUGCUCCUCGGCGCGGACCCGGACCUCGCCGGCAGGGCCGGGGGGCCGGACCACGGCGCCGAGCGCACCCCGCUCAUGCUCGCCGCCGCGACGGGCCAGCUGGCCGUCGUGCGGAUGCUGGUCGGGGAGUUCGGCGCGGACGACGCCGCCGUCGGGCCAAGAGGGGAGACGGCGCUGCGGCUCGCCGCUGAGGCGGGCCACCGCGAUGUCGUGCGGUACCUCCCCGCGCGGCGUGGGGGUGCCUGGAGGCGGCUGAAACACAGCAAGGAGGUCGUUGCGCUGCGGCGGGCAGCAGUCAGCGCGAGGAAGGCGGUGCGGUUCUUCGGGUGGGACCUGCCGCGGCUGCUACUGGUUGAUAUCCCGUGGGAGGUUGGGAAGUGGGUUUGGAGGCGCAGGCACUGUGUUGGGCCGUGGGUGGUGCGUGUGGUGAGGGGGACCCCUCGGGGGUUGAUAGAUCUGGCCAAGGCCAUUUGGAUGGGUCUGAAGCGGCUUCCUCGCCUCUUGUGGAGGGUGGUCUUGUGGAUCUCUGAAGUGGUGUCCCGAGCUUGGGAGAUCAUGCGGAAGGGGCUUGUGGACGGCGCGAAGAACCUGGGCCGCGCCGUUGUUUUUGCGGCCCGGAGACUGGUCUCGGUUCUGCAUAGUUCCUUCGCUGCUAUUAUCACACGUCUGAAAGGUAUCAAGCUGAAGGAUGUCGGGCAUGACUUGUUGGUUGCGAUGGAGGCACUCUUUGUUAAGCUUCCCCGAGCGGUGUGGGCUUUCGUGUCUCAGUCAGUGGUGAUGGCUGGGAGGGCUUUCAAGACGUUCUUCAGCAAUUCCUGGAUACGCACGCUGCUUAAGGUGCUCUGCAUUGUUCCACAGAUACUCUGGUUGAUGCUGGAAAGCAUGUGGGCAUCUUUUGGGCGCGGGCUGGACGAGCUGAUCACCUUGGCCAACCCUAAGAGAAUUCCAUCUGGGGGAAGUAGAUCUUGA
Diaporthe citri is the source of this 1368-nucleotide messenger RNA. RefSeq lists its product as uncharacterized. The record is from RefSeq and is a predicted model, not a curated record. NCBI's taxonomy places the organism in Eukaryota, Fungi, Ascomycota, Sordariomycetes, Diaporthales, Diaporthaceae. The transcript has a single exon. Gene Ontology annotation, molecular function: protein binding. The coding region runs from base 1 to 1368 and encodes 455 amino acids.